Molecule: messenger RNA, 843 nt
Organism: Alternaria conjuncta
Lineage: Eukaryota; Fungi; Ascomycota; Dothideomycetes; Pleosporales; Pleosporaceae
Exons: 2
Coding region: 1-843 (280 amino acids)
Source: RefSeq, a predicted model, not a curated record
AUGGCCGAAAUCGCCGGCCCCCGUAAACGCACCUCCGAACGCGACGCCCUCCCACCACGAACGCACAGCGGCGCCUCAGAAACCUCGCCCAUAGUAACGAGUUCGCAAUCCCACACCAAAGACUACAACUCCAUCUCUCCCGAUAUCCGCGCACGCGACCACUCCAUCUCCACCUCCACCACAACGACUAAACCGGCGAACCCAUCUCAAGACCCCAACGGCGCGUCCUCUAUACCGCAAGGGCCCUCCGCCACGGAUUCCGGCGCGCCGCAAGAAGGCACGGUAGGCACGUUACAACCCGCCGUCGAUCAGCGACGCCUAAACGGCCAUGCGAGUGUAGACCACCGCGCGAGGAGUGCAGAGCGAGAAGCAGCAGCCGUGGAACAGCGGGAGAAAGGGUGGUGGAGCGCGUUUUGGGAAAAGUACGGGAGUGUCGAGUUGGAUAAUAAGGGGAGUGUUGCUAGGGAUCAUUUGGCGCUUGAACGAACGUUCCUAGCCUGGCUCCGUACAUCCCUCUCCUUCGCGUCGAUCGGCAUAGCGAUAACGCAACUCUUCCGGUUGAACACUUCGAUAGCGAAUUCGCCGGAUUCAUCUUCUACUACCUCUCCACAAGCGAAACUACGGCAUUUGGGGAAACCGCUUGGCGCGACGUUUAUCGGUAUUGCUAUUCUCAUGCUUUUGAUAGGGUUUCAUCGGUACUUCGAGGCACAGCAUUACGUUAUACGGGGCAAGUUCCCCGCGUCGAGAGGCAGCAUCAUCAUUGUCAGCGCCAUAGCAGGCGCGUUGAUAGCCAGUUCACUCAUCAUUAUAGUGGUCACGGCGCCGGGGGCGUUUGAGACUUGA